Messenger RNA from Aspergillus mulundensis, 1752 nucleotides. Its product is annotated as putative CTP synthase. The transcript has 5 exons. The coding region runs from base 1 to 1752 and encodes 583 amino acids. Gene Ontology annotation, cellular component: cytoophidium; cytoplasm. Gene Ontology annotation, biological process: pyrimidine nucleobase biosynthetic process; CTP biosynthetic process. The record is from RefSeq and is a predicted model, not a curated record. Lineage: Eukaryota; Fungi; Ascomycota; Eurotiomycetes; Eurotiales; Aspergillaceae. Gene Ontology annotation, molecular function: identical protein binding; CTP synthase activity.
AUGAAGUAUGUUCUUGUCUCUGGUGGUGUUAUCUCCGGUGUGGGAAAGGGUAUCAUCGCAAGCAGUACCGGUCUGCUGCUGAAAACUGCUGGUCUGUCGGUCUCCAGCAUCAAGAUCGACCCCUACCUCAAUCCCGAUGCCGGUCUUAUGAACCCCUUGGAGCACGGAGAAUGCUUUGUCUUGGACGAUGGGGGUGAAGCUGAUCUGGAUCUGGGAAACUAUGAGCGAUACCUCGGCGUCACCCUCGGCCGAGACAACAACAUCACAACGGGCAAGAUCUACCAACAUGUGAUUGAGAAGGAGCGUCGGGGUGACUACCUGGGCAAGACGGUGCAAAUCGUGCCGCAUCUUACGAACGAGAUCCAGAACUGGGUGGAGCGAGUCGCCCGGGUGCCUAUCGACGAGUCCGGGCGCGAACCCGACGUCUGCAUCAUCGAGCUCGGAGGAACCGUCGGAGAUAUCGAGAGCGCCCCGUUCGUCGAGGCCAUGAGCCAGCUCCAGCGCCGCGUUGGAAAGGCCAACUUCCUUCAGAUUCACGUCAGCUACGUGCCUUUGAUCGGCUCGGAGCAGAAGACGAAACCCACACAACGCGCUAUCAGCGACGUCCGGAGCGGUGGUCUCAGGCCUGAUUUGAUUGCCUGCCGCUGUGAGACGCCCCUCGAGGAGAUGACUAUCCGCAAGAUCGCCGGUACCUGCCAGGUGGAACGGGAUCAGGUUGUCGGAGUCCACAACGUGCCCUCCACCUACCAGGUGCCCAUCCUUCUUGAGAACCAAGGGUUCCUCAACACGCUCAAGGACCUCCUUGAGAUCCGGUCGCUGCGCAUCGAGCCCAAGUACGUCGAUCUCGGCAAGGCCAUGUGGCACAAGUGGCACGGUCUGGCCAUGACCCAAGACCACAUCUUCGACACCGUCUCGAUCGUCCUGGUCGGCAAGUACACAAGUCUGCACGACUCAUAUCUGAGUGUAACCAAGGCGCUGGAACACGCGUCUAUGCACUGUCAGAAGAAGCUCAACCUCGUCUGGGUCGAGUCAUCCCACCUUGAAGAGGACCACCAAACAGAGAACCCCGCCGAGUACUACAAGGCGUGGCACGCCGUCUCCACGGCAGACGGCAUUCUCGUUCCGGGCGGUUUCGGCCAACGCGGCACAGAGGGCAUGAUCAAGUGCGCCGAAUGGGCACGCACCAAGAACGUCCCCUUCCUGGGCAUCUGUCUCGGCCUCCAAGUCGCCGUGAUCGAAUACGCCCGUAACAUCUGCGGCAUGAAAGAAGCCGACAGCGCCGAAUUCAACGAGGAAUGCGCACAGCCCGCCAUCGUGUACAUGCCCGAAAUCGACAAGACCAAGAUGGGCGGCACCAUGCGCCUCGGCAAGCGGCCCACGCUCUUCCAAGACGGCACGGAGUGGUCCAAGUUCCGCAAGCUGUACGGCUCCAAGACGGAGAUCUGGGAGCGCCACCGCCACCGCUACGAGGUCAACCCCGAUCUCGUGCCACAGCUCGAGGCCGCGGGGCUGUCGUUCAUCGGCAAGGACGAGUCCGGGAGCCGCAUGGAGGUCAUUGAGCUUAAGGACCAUCGGUGGUACGUCGGCGUGCAGUUCCACCCCGAGUACCUGAGCCGUGUUAUCACGCCCAGCAAGAGUUUCCUGGGCUUCUUUGCGGCGGCUGCGGGGUGUCUUGACGAGAUUACCGAGACGUUUCAGGGCGCGCAUGACCUUAGCCAUUUGGAGGUCAGGCCUAAGGCUGAGGCUCUUUAA